GGCAUGUGAAACAAAGGAGGAGGGGAAAGGUCCAUGAUUCGUGGCCACAUCUGCUAUCUCCGGGAUCCCACAGACUUUCUGAAUCGAUUCUGGUUCAUUUAUUUUGUUUCAAUUCACAACCACCACACCGUCAUAAACGCAUCCUAAGAUAAUAUCGAAUCUUCCUAGUUUCUACACCCAAAAUAUCCAUCCCCUUCACCUUCUUGGACUCUCUCUGCCUUCCUCCCUCAGUAUACUAUCCUUUCAUGGCAGACAAUUAUGCCAUAUCAUGUCUAGUAGGGCUCAUGGAUAAUCUUUGGUUUCGCAACGUUAUUCUUGUCUCGGAACCAUCGACGCCUUCACUUUAUUCAAAGAUCCAUAAGCCGUCAUCCAUGGCUGCAGUCUCAGAAGAACUUUUAUAUUCAUCAAGCAACGACUCUCAAACGCAGCUUAUUUCGGACGAAGACUCAUCAUCAUCUUCCAUAACUAAUCAGGCUGAGUUUGACGAGCAAGAGAGUGAUGAGAAGGAAACUACUACUACUUGUGCUGAAUCAGAGGUUACGGCCAGCAGAUCCCGGUCUCAGUCAUCGUCGCCAUCUAAUUUAAAGCGAUCAAGAAGCCUCAGACUCUCUAGUACUGCAGGUACCACUGGCAGGAGAUUGCACAAAACCAUGAGCUGCAAAAGCCUGUGCGAGCUUGAACUGGAAGAAGUACAAGGUUUCAUGGACUUGGGUUUCAUUUUUAACAACGAAAACAUGAGCAAAAGGAUGAUGAGCGUAAUUCCAGGGUUGCAAAGACUGGAGCUGUCCGGAAGCACCAUUCAAGGGAAAGAUAACAUUUUAAUGGGCAGCCCUCCACAUAAUGAAACUCGACGAGUUGAAGGAGGAGCUGAACAAACCAUAACUAGGCCGUAUCUAUCGGAGGCGUGGCUAAUCAGAAGGCCUGACUCACCGCUCCUAAAUUUAAGAAUUCCCAGAGUCUCUACCGCUGCGGAUAUGAAGAAACAUCUCAAAUACUGGGCUAGAACCGUCGCUUCCGCGAUUGCGCUUGAAACUUGAAUCUUGAAACUUGCUACCAAUAUGAAGACGAUAGAACUUCCCUAGCGCCGACAGUUUGGGAACUGUAAAAAGAGUUAUCAGUUACUACUUUUUUUUUUUUGUUUGGAGGAAAAGUUGUCAGUUACUUUUAAAGCCCGUUGAAGUAUGCAGGUAGAGAUUUUCCUCCUCUUUUUUUUUUUUUUCCUCUCUCUCUAGCUGUAACUAUAGAACAACAAAGGACGAACAGGAAAAAAAUUCUCCUUUGUACCUUAUCAUAAAACAAUUUCCUACUGCCCUUUUGCUCAAAGCAAAAGAAAGUGACGAUUUAAGGAUUUACUUCAAUUUUCAGUCUCAA
Coffea eugenioides is the source of this 1371-nucleotide messenger RNA. RefSeq lists its product as uncharacterized. The coding region runs from base 246 to 1037 and encodes 263 amino acids. The transcript has 2 exons. Lineage: Eukaryota; Viridiplantae; Streptophyta; Magnoliopsida; Gentianales; Rubiaceae. The record is from RefSeq and is a predicted model, not a curated record.